Prorocentrum cordatum is the source of this 312-nucleotide messenger RNA. The record is from the annotation of a GenBank genome assembly. NCBI's taxonomy places the organism in Eukaryota, Dinophyceae, Prorocentrales, Prorocentraceae.
GAAGAAGAGACGAUGCCCGCCCAGCGCUCCAGCGCCCUGCUCGUGGUGGCCGCCUUCGCCUGCGCCGGCCUGGCGCUCCGCUGCGCGUUCGUGCCGCCCGCUGGCGAGGCAUCACUCCGCGGAGCGGCGCCUCGCGCUGACGCCGCACAGCUCGCAGCGGCUGGCGUGGCCCUGGCCGCGCCUGGGGCUGCGCACGCGCGCCUGCCGGACGAGUUCGUCUGGGGGGCGCCGAUCGUGGACGUGCUGCCCAUCCUGCCGAUCUUCUUCUUCCUCCUGGCCUUCCUGUGGCAGGCCUCCGUCGGCUUCCGCUGA